AUGGUUGUUUAUGACUUGUCGAAAGCUGUCCUUGUCUCUCACGGAUAUACUUUUGAACAACUAGAAUGUCUUUGGUUAAAGCAACUGGCCUGGAACACCCGCUACUUCCGAGCUCGUCUGCACGAGAUGGGCCUGAUUGUCUUCGGCAACCGUGACAGUCCUGUUGUCCCGCUCAUCCUCUACAUGCCAGGCAAACUCGUGGCGUUCUCACGAAUGUGCCUUGAACGGGGUCUUGGGGUUGUGAUUGUCGGCUUCCCCGCCACGGCCCUCUUGGCUUCGCGCUCCCGUUUCUGCAUCUCCGCAGGCCACACGAAAGAGAUGCUUGACCAGGUAAGCUCCUUGCCCACCUUUCCAGACGUGUUGUGCAUCACCCACCACACCGACUCCACUCAGACCAUUCCGGAUCUCCUUUGCGACACCCAUCCGCUGCUAAAAGAGAUCUAA
Mesocestoides corti is the source of this 444-nucleotide messenger RNA. Lineage: Eukaryota; Metazoa; Platyhelminthes; Cestoda; Cyclophyllidea; Mesocestoididae. The record is from the annotation of a GenBank genome assembly.